Messenger RNA from Doryrhamphus excisus (bluestripe pipefish), 5644 nucleotides. Lineage: Eukaryota; Metazoa; Chordata; Actinopteri; Syngnathiformes; Syngnathidae. The record is from RefSeq and is a predicted model, not a curated record.
AAGGUGAAGGACAUCAGGCAAGAUUAUUAAAUAGAGGACCUAAGCUGACUUUUUAGAUGACUGCUUUGCCAUGCAAAAGAAGUGACCAACGCUGGUUUGCUUGAUGGUCAAGUAGAAGCAUGACGAUUGGUGGACCGGAGGCCCUCCUUCGCUUAUCUCCUCGCAGGGAGAUAUGCAUGUAGGCAAGGAGGAGCGUUCAGCCUUCCGCAGGCAGACAGUCAAGCGCAAAAGACACAAGGCUCAUCCGCUCGCCUCUCCAUUGACGUCAGUCCAGUAUCACAUGAACCGGCAGCGGCCAAUCGGCGAGGCGCUGCUGGAGAGAGCUGGCUCCUUUACAGCAAGAUAGGAGGGGGUUGGGGGGGGGAAAUACGGAAUAGAAGGAAACCGAACGAGUGAGCCUGUAAUGAGCACAAAACCCCACAGAGGAAGCGAGAGACAAGCCACAAUUUUGGGGGGGUCUCUUUCAUUUUUUUUACCCGUCUUUGUGCGUCUUUCUGUCGGUGGAUUACUCGUUUUGGAAACCGAGGCUGCGGACGGAAUGGAUAAGGCCAUGGCCCUAACAUAUUGAGUAGCUCCCUGGUAAGAGGAGGGGGGAGACGAGACGAGACGCGACGCGCACGGCAACGCAAUUCAUGGAGCAUUGUACGGGGAGGAAAAUGGUGGAUUGUUUACAGUGUAUCAUAAAAACCGUUCCCCGUGUGGAUAUCCUGCCAUAAAACUACUCGGAAGGCUCCUUUAGCGGCUGCCUCGUCCUCGUCUCCAGUAAUUAGUCGUGUUCUAGCACCACUAGGUAGGUAGAUACCCCCUCCCCCAGCUCGAUCAGAGCCACCUUAGACAUUAUUUUUUUUUAAAUAUCUAUACUGUACAUGUAGGUGUCUUGUGUAGGUGUCCUGCGUCAAGCAAUCACUCUCCCCUCCUCGUUUAGGACAACUGUUGGAUUACUAAAUUAUGGAUUUUAACAGCACCGGCGGGGGCAACGAUCUGCACAACAACCAGUUUUAUCAGUGCGAGGAGAGUAAGCCUUUACUCGGGGACAUGUCGGAGGGGAAUAAUAACGCCAAAGUGGGCGCAGGGCCGUGCAAACGGAGCCUGCAACACUGCUGCGGCAGCAGCGGGAUGCGCUACAAGCUGCUCCACGAGGGGGACAUCCAGGUGUGCGUGGUCAAGCACCCACGCACCUUCCUCAGCAAGAUCCUCACCUCCAAGUUCCUGCGGAGAUGGGAGCCGCAUCACCUCACACUCACGGACAGCAGCUUGACCUCGGCAACCCCUACUGGUUACAUGGAGACAUCGUUGUCUUAUAGCUCCAUAGAGGACUUGCAGCUUCUGUCCUGGGACAAUGCACCAAAGUACUGUGUCCAGCUCAGCUUCCCCGGUGGCACUGUCCUUCUGCAGGCUGCUAACAGCUACUUAAGGGACCAGUGGUUUCACUCCUUACAAUGGAAGAAAAAGAUCUACAAAUACCGUAAGGUGUUGAACAAUCCAAGUCGUUGGGAUGUUGUCCUGAAAGAGAUCAGAGCACUGGUGGACAUGGCUCUGACUUCACCGCUACAGGAUGAGUCCAUCCACCAGGCCCCUCUACACAUCAUCUCCACUCUGCUAGCUGAAAACUCUAAUCUCAGCCCACAGGAUCAUGAGAACAUCAUAGUGGCCAUUGCACCUCUUCUGGAAAACAACCACCCACCCCCGGAUCUGUGUGAGUUCUUCUGUAAGCACUGCCGGGAGCGCCCACGUUCAAUGGUUGUUAUAGAAGUGUUCACUCCUGUGGUCCAGAGAAUCCUCAAACACAACAUGGAUUUUGGAAAGUGUCCUCGACUGCGCCUAUUCACUCAGGAGUACAUCCUGGCCCUCAAUGAACUGAAUGCAGGAAUGGAGGUUGUCAAGAAGUUUGUUCACAGCAUGCACGGGCCAACGGGGCAGUGCCCUCAUCCUCGUGUCCUGCCAAACCUGGUUGCUGUAUGUCUUGCUGCCAUUUAUUCCUGUUAUGAGGAUUUCAUUAACAGUCGAGACAACUCUCCGAGCCUGAAAGAAAUCAGAAAUGGCUGCCAGCAACAGAAUGAUCGCAAGCCUCCAAUGCCGCUCCGCCUGCUGCGCCCAGAGCCACCAACGCCGCCUUCCGCCACCCUGCUCCCCCUCACCCCCAACCCCACUCCUCCUCAGCAACCUCCCCCUGCUCCCCCAAACCCUCCGCCUUCAAUCCCCAUAUGCUCCCCGACACCCUCGCUUCCUCUCUCCCCUCCUCCGUCUGUCGUCAACUCCAGCGAGAUCCUGGUGGAGUUGGAGCGCAACAACAACUCUGCCAACACAAAGCGAAAGCCAGAUGCUGAUAGUGAACCCAACCUCAUUGACUGUCUGCUGGUCAGCCCGGCUGUCAACACUCUGUCCAUUCAGCUGCCGGCGCAGGCCGACCGUGUGCUCGGGUGCUUUGCUCUCAUCCUCAAGAUGCUGUCUGAUUAUGAUGACUGGAGACCUGCGCUGGCCAGCCUCUUGCAGCCUAUCCCUUUCCCUAAAGAGGCUCUUGCACAUGCCAAAUUCACUAAGGAACUGAAAUACGUCAUUCAGAGGUUUGCGCAGGACCCAAGGCAAGAGGUCCAUUCCUGUCUACUCAGUGUACGUUCAGGAAAAGAUGGUUGGUUCCAGCUCUAUAGUCCAGGAGGCGUGGCGUGUGAUGACGAUGGAGAGCUUUUUGCCAGUAUGGUCCAUAUCCUAAUGGGCUCCUGCUAUAAGACCAAGAAGUUCCUCCUCUCUUUGGCUGAGAACAAGCUGGGCCCCUGCAUGCUAUUGGCCUUGCGUGGGAACCAGACAAUGGUGGAGAUUCUAUGUCUGAUGCUGGAGUACAACAUCAUCGAGAACAAAGACACCCAGCUGCAGAUUAUCUCCACCCUGGAGAGCACCCAGGUGGGCCUCCGUAUGUACGAACAGCUCUGCGACCGGCAGCGAGAACUCAAAGAACUGCAAAGAAAAGGAGGCCCCACCCGCUUGACUCUUCCCUCCAAGUCCACGGAUGCGGAUCUUGCUCGCCUGUUGAGUUCAGGUUCUUUCGGGAACUUGGAGAAUCUCAGCCUGGCCUUCACCAAUGUCACCAGUGCCUGUGCCGAGCAGCUCAUCAAGCUGCCUUCGCUUAAACAGCUUAACCUGUGGUCCACUCAGUUUGGGGAUGCGGGAUUGCGGUUGUUAUCAGAGCACCUGGCCUGUCUUCAGGUGCUCAACCUGUGUGAGACCCCUGUUACUGAUGCUGGUCUACUGGCUCUCAGCUCCAUGAAGAGUUUGUGUAGUCUGAACAUGAACAGCACCAAGCUUACAGCAGACACAUAUGAAGACCUCAAGGCCAAGCUGCCCAACCUGAAAGAUGUGGAUGUUCGAUACACAGAAGCCUGGUGAUGGACUCUCCUCGCGGGGUAGGCAAACACCCAGUAGAAAAAAAACAAAACAAAAACGGAUGCGUUCUGUUCAGCGGGUGUUUGUUGCCAUCAUCAGACCAGGAUCUCAGACACCAGUGUAAACGUCCCUAAGAAAGCUUUAUGGACCUUGUUGCGCCCCGUCUAACUGUUCGAAAAACCGAUGUAUAACGGACCCUUUUUUUUUGCUGACGUGAUCAGAGGACAUUCAAGGAUCUGAUAUAUCGUUUUAUCUCCACAUUGUCCUCCCUGUCAUAUGUGGCCUCUGUUUCUUCCACAGUCCGCAACUCUUUUAAUCUGUCAUGUAAUCUUAACGAUGAAGCGCUUACAUUCCAGCUCUUCUCCACUCUGAUCUAAGAUGUAGCUACUCAAUCAAUUCAAUCACGCACCUUUUCAUUUCAAGUCCCUGUUCCGACUUUGUUUUUUGGGAACGGUGCUGCCUUUGUGAGUUCUAAGACUGUGCCUGUUCCUCAUUUACAAACAGAGAGAGACAAAAAAAAAAAAAGAGGUUUUUACCAGCUUAAAUGAACAUAUUUUUCCAGGCAUCUGCGCUUUCAUAUACCGUGUGUUUAUAUGUGUAUGACAUUUGAGAAACAGUUUGGGAUCUUUGUAGGAGAACUGAAUAGUAACAGCAAAAUCUUUCCCCUUUUUAAUUUGUUGCCAGUGUAUAUUCUGAUUCAUAUUUAAUAGGACUUUUGCAUAGUGGUAGCUGGGUGGUCUGGGACUGCCUCUUAUUUAUAAGCCUCUUAUUACUCUCAUGGAUAUCGUCAUGGCAGUGAAGAUGUACACAGACUAUGUUCUUUUUUUGGGGGGGUUGUUUGCUUGUUUUUGGACACAUGACAUAUAAAGCCAACUAAGAGGAUCUGGGAUCACACUGGGAUCUCUCUGUACUAUGCCAUGGGUGUUACUGUACUACGUACGUGCACCUCCGAACCAGACCCAUCACCAGCUAAGAGUUGUUUGUUUUGUUGUUUUGGCCCCAUUUGGAAACUGGAUAAAAAAAAAGGACACUUGCCAAAUGUUAAACCUUUUGUUGCAUCCAGCCAAUACAAGCGUCUUGGAGCAGAUUUUGUUGUUUGAACUCCAUGCCAAGGACAAUACCACCCCUAAUAUUCUGGUUAAAUUGGUAGUACUGUUCCAGGUGAUUUUUUUUAUCAAAAUAUUGGGACACAAUUCUUGUAUAUAUUAUAAAUGUGAGUUAAAAAUGACAAACUUAUAGUCAUAUUUAUCUAAUAUUCCCUCCAUGGGUUGACUACUUUGCCGCAUUGAAGCCAGGCAGGUUCUCCGUCUUUGCCCCGUUUAAAAAAAAAAAAAAGUGUGCCACCCGCAUAAGCUGGAUGCCGUCCACUGCAAGAUAUUCUGUUUCCUAUUUAUUGGGUGCCAUGCGCUUUUCUGUUUAAUAAGUAGAUUUUUGAGUCAAGCAUUAGGCCUCAUGUUAACUUUCAUAUCCUGUAUAAUGUACAUAUAAUUGUAUAUAAUCUUUUCAUUCUACUAUUCAAACCCUUUUUCUUCAUCGUUCUCCUUUUGGCCUUCGUUUUUAAGCAACGUGUGUGUUUGUUUUUGUUGUUUCACACAAACUGCACUGUAAUCAAAAGGGUAGGUUUUUAAUGCAUACUAUUUUUCAGCAUUACUGAUUUAUUUUUUAUUUUAUUUUAUUUUUUACAUAAAUUAGACGUGUCACUUGUGUUUUGUUGGUGUUGUUUUCCGGGUUAUUUUGCAUGUACACGUCUCUGCUUCAGCGAAUCUUUUCAACUCCUGUUUUAUGAAUGGUUUGAAUCCGUGAGAAAGGAUCUGAUCACUAUCUGAAUUGAAAUGGUUGCUUCCAGGAUCCGUUCAUAAGAGCUUCGGCUCAGGCUUUGAUUGAUUUUUAUGAAAACGUAAUACUGCACUAUUAGUGGUGUACACCCGUCCCUAGUACUACAAAACACCAUGACCACUUCAAUGAAAGCAUUUCCUCCAAGCUAAGUACUGUAAACCUGCUGCCUGAGCGUUUCAGCAGCUGCACGUUCAAAGGCCAAAUGUCCUUCAAUUGAACUUUGCUGUACUUGUGUUUACAUUGUCUUGUUUGAUUGCAAUUGAUAACCACUGUCACAUUUGUACGAUUUAACGCUCCGGUUAUCAUUCAUAACUAUCAUUCAACUUGGAAAUGUUUUACAUUAUUCAAAGCAAAGUUGUGAUUGGUUAAAAUCAAAAUGACAAAAGGCCAGGAAAUGAAAGGAGACAAUAAAAUAAAACAUCCAAAUUUC